CCGGCCGCCCGGCUUUGUGCCGCACCCGCGGGGACCCCCGCCCCGCCCCUGUCCGCCGGCCGCAUGGAGCGUCCCGCAGGCCGCUGAUGUCGCCCGGACCGCAGUGUCCCCGACCGACCGAGCUCUGAUGGUACGCAGCGAUAGACCGGCCCUCCUGUGACUCAGGGACACCCGCUCUCCUGGGACCAUGUCGGCUAUACAGGCCGUCUGGCCAACUGGCACCGAGUGCAUUGCCAAGUACAGUUUCCACGGCACCGCGGAGCAGGACUUGCCAUUCUGCAAAGGAGACGUGCUCACAAUUGUGGCUGUCACCAAGGACCCCAACUGGUACAAAGCCAAGAACAAGGUGGGCCGGGAGGGCAUCAUCCCUGCCAACUAUGUCCAGAAGCGCGAGGGCGUGAAGGCAGGCACCAAGCUCAGCCUCAUGCCCUGGUUCCAUGGCAAGAUCACGCGGGAGCAGGCCGAGCGGCUCCUUUACCCACCGGAGACCGGCCUGUUCCUGGUGCGGGAGAGCACCAACUACCCGGGAGACUACACGCUGUGCGUGAGCUGCGAGGGCAAGGUGGAGCACUACCGCAUCAUGUACCACUCCAGCAAGCUCAGCAUCGAUGAGGAGGUGUACUUCGAGAAUCUCAUGCAGCUUGUGGAGCACUACACUAAGGACGCCGAUGGACUCUGCACACGCCUCAUCAAACCAAAGGUCAUGGAAGGCACAGUGGCUGCCCAGGACGAGUUCUACCGCAGCGGCUGGGCGCUGAACAUGAAGGAGCUGAAACUGCUGCAGACCAUAGGGAAGGGGGAGUUCGGAGACGUGAUGCUGGGUGACUACCGAGGCAACAAGGUUGCGGUCAAGUGCAUUAAAAAUGACGCCACAGCCCAGGCCUUCCUGGCCGAAGCCUCGGUCAUGACGCAACUCCGGCAUAACAACCUGGUCCAGCUGCUGGGUGUGAUCCUGGAGGAGAAGAGCGGCCUGUACAUCGUUACCGAGUACAUGGCCAAGGGGAGCCUGGUGGACUACCUACGCUCCCGGGGCCGGUCGGUGCUGGGCGGAGACUGUCUCCUCAAAUUUUCGCUAGACGUGUGUGAGGCCAUGGAGUACCUCGAGGGUAAUAACUUCGUGCACCGUGACCUGGCCGCCCGCAACGUGCUGGUGUCUGAGGACAACAUGGCCAAGGUCAGCGACUUUGGCCUCACCAAGGAGGCCUCCAGCACCCAGGACACGGGCAAGCUGCCUGUCAAGUGGACAGCACCAGAAGCCCUGCGGGAAAAGAAGUUCUCCACCAAGUCCGACGUGUGGAGCUUCGGAAUCCUCCUAUGGGAGAUCUACUCCUUCGGGCGAGUGCCUUACCCAAGAAUUCCCCUGAAGGACGUAGUCCCUCGGGUGGAAAAGGGCUACAAGAUGGACGCCCCCGACGGCUGCCCGCCUGUCGUCUACGAUGUCAUGAAGAACUGCUGGCGCCUGGACGCGGCCACACGGCCUUCCUUCCUGCAGCUGCGGGAACAGCUGGAACACAUCAAGAGCCACGAGCUGCACCUGUGACCUUCGCCCUGUGGGGACUGAGCCUGGACCAUCCUGGCCAGGGCCGCUCCUGAACUGAGCCCAGCAGGCAGGUGGGCACAGCCCCUGCCCUGCCCCAGCGCCGCCGGCCCUGCUCUAGGGCCUGCCACCUGCCUGGCAGGCCGAGGAAGAAGAGGAGGAGAAGGAGGCUGCCAGGGGCUGCCCUUCCCGGCCUCGCCACACUCGCCGCCUUUAGAGUUUUAUUUCCUUUUUUUUCUGAGAUUUUUUUUUCUUUCUGUGUGUUUAUUUUUUAUGAUUUUUCAAGAUAAGGACAAAGAAAAUACCCAGUCAAGUGGGCAUUUUACAAGAAGUACGAAUCUUAUUUUUCCCCGACCUGCCUGUGCGGGUUGGGGGUGAGGGUGGGAGGGGUCACUGCGGGGACUGGGACCCAACGCCCGCGGAGAGACCCACGGCCCCCACCCUCGUUGUCCCGUGUCCCAUGUCGUCUCCUGGUCGCCCGUGUCUGCGCUUGACCAUUGUCGCACUGUUGCAUGCGCCCGCGGCAGCGUUUAUCCAGGGCUUGGGGUCUACGCGCCGCCGCCGCCACCACCACCGCCACCACUGUCACCACGUUGUGAGCCGGAAGCGUAAUAAACCCCUCCAUGCGGACACUG
Ochotona curzoniae (black-lipped pika) is the source of this 2172-nucleotide messenger RNA. It is a transcript of the gene CSK, whose product is annotated as C-terminal Src kinase. The record is from RefSeq and is a predicted model, not a curated record. The transcript has 13 exons. Lineage: Eukaryota; Metazoa; Chordata; Mammalia; Lagomorpha; Ochotonidae. Gene Ontology annotation, molecular function: protein tyrosine kinase activity; protein binding; ATP binding. Gene Ontology annotation, biological process: protein phosphorylation; regulation of Fc receptor mediated stimulatory signaling pathway; adherens junction organization. The coding region runs from base 188 to 1540 and encodes 450 amino acids.